AUGGUUUCAAAAGGGCGCAAAGCAUAUGCAAGCAGCGGACACUUGCUGCCACACGCCGGUUUCAAUCCCAGCGUGGUCUCGGCACCAUCACCAUAUUCCAACCUCCAUGUCGAAUACACCGGACGCGUCGUCGAAGUCAUGAAGAGAUACCCACAUCUGAUCAGAAAAUCGAACGGCGACACGUUAUCGGAGAAGUGCUUCACGGGCGCGCCCUGGUCGGCGUUGCGCAUUCUCCGCAUCAUCGGCAUGGACAGCGACGACGACGAGGAAAUCUGUAUCGCGGCGGAAGCAUCGAAGCAAGUCGUGGCCAUCAUCCGGGCGUCACUCUCAAACACCGACCGGUCGUGGAGACUAUGUCGUCGCCUCUGUCCGUGUCGGAGGAACUUCUCCCUGGGAUGGAUUGCCCUGCAGCUAGGACAGGCGUUUUGGGUGCCUCUCACUGGUGGGCAGUAUGCGCGCAGAGGUUCGCUCGAGCUCGCACGUCUGCGGACGUUCUUCCCGUCGACAGAGAGGGCCCACGUACUUUACCUCGAGUUUGAAGCCACGUCCAAGAGAGCGGAACAGAAGGAGCCGGGCGGCCAAAUCCCCAAGAUCGUGGUGGAGUUAUAUCGUGUGUUGCUCUCCAUUGAGGACGAGAUCAGGGCCAAAGGAAUUGCCAUUGCCCUGAAUGAGGAUGAAAAUUGA
This is a messenger RNA of Cladophialophora yegresii CBS 114405, 684 nucleotides long. RefSeq lists its product as uncharacterized. The transcript has a single exon. The record is from RefSeq and is a predicted model, not a curated record. Bases 1 to 684 code for a protein of 227 amino acids. NCBI's taxonomy places the organism in Eukaryota, Fungi, Ascomycota, Eurotiomycetes, Chaetothyriales, Herpotrichiellaceae.